Bacillus rossius redtenbacheri is the source of this 11003-nucleotide messenger RNA. Its product is annotated as probable 3',5'-cyclic phosphodiesterase pde-5. The transcript is spliced from 16 exons. Lineage: Eukaryota; Metazoa; Arthropoda; Insecta; Phasmatodea; Bacillidae. Gene Ontology annotation, molecular function: 3',5'-cGMP-stimulated cyclic-nucleotide phosphodiesterase activity; protein binding. Gene Ontology annotation, biological process: negative regulation of receptor guanylyl cyclase signaling pathway; signal transduction. The record is from RefSeq and is a predicted model, not a curated record. The coding region runs from base 358 to 3222 and encodes 954 amino acids.
UUUAAUACCAAAUAAGAAUUGGGUUAUGUUAAAAUGUUGAACCUAAUUUCAUUAUACCCGUAAAGAAACAAGUUGACGCAGAAAGACAAGGAAAAUGGAUAGGAGAAAACUUUGUAAAUCCUUGAAGAUUAGUUGCCGUAUACGUUUUAUGCCGAAGUAUAGGAAGUGAUCUGAUCAGCUGUAAUUAGUUUGAAUACUUUUGGGUUUAUAUACAACCACUUUAAACGGGCGCAAUCCGUGAACAUGUUUCGCUUCCGCCGGGAAAGGAGUCACAAGAUGGCGGCGCCGUGAGCUGAACAAGAUGGCGGAUGCAGCGCGGGGCAUGCCGGGAGAGGACUGAAGGGGUGUAACCCUGCCAUGUGGAGCGGGCUGGCCGACAGGUUCGCCAACCUCACCAAGUUCUGGCGCAGCCGGAAGAUGAUGGGUCGAUCCAGCAGCCAGCAGGCCGUGAACGGGGGCGCCUCGACCGCCGAACAGCCGGGGGCACCUACCACGGGAGACGUCGCAGGCGAGGCCAGCGAGGCGCAGGUGCGGCGCUACCUGGCGGCCAGGCCAGACUUCCUGGAGCGCUACGUGCUGGAGCAUGUGGAGCUGGAGCAGCUGGAGCGCUGGAUGAUCCGCGGCACGCAGCGCGCCAAGAAGAGGCCCGACGCCAGCGGCGCCCCAGCUAAAAAUGGCCGCAAGACAAGUUUAUCCCGUUGGAAGUUCUGCGUGCACGCCGACAAGCGCCACAUGCUGCAGGAGUUGACGCGCUCGCUGCAGAGGAACCCCAGCCAGGGCAACGUGCUGUGGGAGCUGGCGGGGUGCAUCUCGUCGGCCGUGGGCGCCGAGGGCCACCGGCUCUACCUCGCCGAGGAGGGCGACCCCGAGCAGCUGGGCCUCUACCUGCCGCAGAGCAGCAGGUCGGAGGGCGCCGGACCCAAGGUGCAGGCUCUGGGCUCGGGACUGGCAGUGCCCCAGUACGUGGCGAGGACCAAGGAGCCGCUGCGACUGUCCCGCACCGAGCCCGACCUCAGGUUCCCCGACUGGCUGCCCAUACAGGGCGACGCGGGCCACGUGCUGUACCAGCCCGUGGUGCAGCCAGACGGCCAGGUGGCCGCCGUGGUGGAGCUGUGGCGGGCCGAGGGGUCGCCGCCCUUCCACGAGGAGGACGAGGAGAUCGCCUGCAGCUACCUGGUGUGGGGCGGCAUCGCGCUGCACUACGCCCAGCUCUACCUGUCCAUGAACAAGCAGCGCCGCCUGGCCGACUUCCUGCUCACCGUCGUCAAGUCCAUCUUCCAGGACAUGGUGAGCAUGGACGCGCUGGUCAUCAAGAUCAUGAACUUCGCGCAGCGCCUGGUGGACGCCGACCGGGCGUCCCUGUUCCUCGUGGACGCCAAGAGCCAGGAGCUGUACGCGCGCAUCUUCGACGUGGGGGUGCCCAGCUCGGACGAGGACGCCGACGACGACCCCCUCGAGUCCAUCGUGCCCACGCCCAAGGAGAUCAGGUUCCCGCUGGGCACGGGCAUCGCCGGCCAGGUGGCGCUCACGGGAGACGUCCUCAACAUCUCCGACGCGUACUGCGACCCGCGCUUCAACCGCGCCGUCGACCAGCUCACCGGCUACCGCACCCGCUCCAUCCUCUGCAUGCCCAUCUUCAUCGGCGACGGCGUCAUCGGCGUCGUGCAGAUGGUCAACAAGCACUCCGGCAAGUUCCUCAAGGAGGACGAGGAGGCGUUCGAGAUGUUCGCCGUGUACUGCGGGCUGGCGCUGCACCACGCCAAGCUGUACGACACGAUCGCGCGCUCCGAGCAGAAGUACCGCGUGGCGCUGGACGUGCUCAGCUACCACAACACCUGCUCCGAGGAGGAGGUGGAGCGGCUGCAGCGCGCCGGCGUUCCCGACUGCGUACCGGCCAUCGACGACUACUACCUGGACGUGUUCUCGCUGGACGACCUGCAGAAGGCCCGCCACGCCGUCUACAUGUUCAAGGACCUGUUCGGCCUGGCGCGCUUCGACGGCGACAGCGUGGUGCGCUUCGCGCUCACCGUCAGGAAGAACUACCGCCGCGUGCCCUACCACAACUGGACGCACGGCUUCUCCGUCGCCAACAGCACCUACAGCAUCAUCAAGCACAGCCCGGGCGCCUUCACCACCUACGAGGCGCUGGCGUUGUACGUGGCUUCGCUGUGCCACGACUUGGACCACAGAGGGAAGAACAACAAGUUCAUGCUGGAGACAGAGUCGCCCCUGGCGGCCAUCUACAGCACCUCCACCAUGGAGCACCACCACUUCAACCAGACGGUCACCAUCUUGCAGCAGAAAGGCCACAACAUCUUCAGCAAGCUGACCAACUCGGAGUACAAGCAGGUGUUGGACCUGGUGAAGCACUGCAUCCUGGCCACCGACCUGGCGGUCUUCUUCCCCAACAGGGCGCGCCUGUCCGAGCUGGUCAGCUCCAGCCGCUUCAACUGGACCAGCUACGAGCACAGGUUGCUGCUUCAGGCCAUCACCAUGACGGCCAGCGACCUGUCGGCCAGCGCCAAGCCGUGGGACCUGCAGGUCAAGACGGUCCAGGUCAUAUUCCAGGAGUUCUACGAGCAGGGUGACGCGGAGAGAGCUGCAGGGAGAAUACCUAUCCCGAUGAUGGACCGCAACCAGCCAGACCAGCAAGCCGCCUCGCAGGUGGGCUUCUUGACUGGGAUCUGCAUUCCUUGCUACAGUCUACUGAACCAGCUGAUUCCAUCCACACAGCCUCUCCUCAGUCAGUGCCAGGCCAACCUGGAGAGGUGGAAAGAAAUCGACCAAGAAGUGGUCAGGCAGAAGCUGGAGAAAGUGCGGCAGAAACAAGAAGAGGCCGACAGGAGAACAGCUGAAGAAGACGAAGCAAACAUAGCCAACAAAAGCCCUACGGCGUCGGAAGAGAGAAGAGCGCCAAAUGUCGGUGAAGAUAAAACAACACAUGAUACGGAGAAUGCAAAACAAACAGAGCAAGGAAGUGUACCAAUUGAUGGGGACCAAAGAGUAGAUGAAGUGAGUGAACAAAUAGAAAAUUCCCAUGAGAAUGAGAAACAAAAUUUGAGGCCAGCUCCUAACUCCAAAUGUACAAAUGACAGAGUUACACAGUUUUACGAUGGGAGUUUUGAAGAAACGGAAACUAACGUAAAUGAAAAAGAAAAUCGUGGCAGUAAAGAGGAAGUGGAACAAAGUCUAGAUAAAACAGCUGAUACAACUAGCAAAUGAACAUUAAAAUGGUGACAGUUGAAAACUUCAUUUAUAUGUAAGUUCCUGUCAGUGUGACGGUUAAAACACUAUGUAUACAUUUAUUACGCUUUUUAUAUUGUAAAUUCAUUAAAAAUAGUUAAAAGUUUCUACAUAUCAAGAAAGAAAAUGCAUUGCUCUUCUUAUUGAGUGAUAAAUCCCUACCAAAGACAAACAUGAAAAAUAUAUAUGUAUAUAUUUUCUCUAUUUUACUUAUAUUAUCUGUUCUGUGUGUCUUAAAUCACUUUGAAUGUCUAUUUUAUAAUGUGUGAUAAACUGUCCGACUUUUUAUGAUUGGUGUUGCAAAUCAACUUCUUGUAUAAAUUAAGUGUGAUUUGCUACUUUUAACAUCAAAUUAUGGUCAGCAAUGCCAUGUUUAGGAAUUCUCGUUAUAAUUAUGUAUGUGCAGUAGUUACGAAAACUUAGGCAUUAGUUAAGAGCACAGUGUUGUGAGUUUUAUUGUAUCCAGGGCCGUCGAGAGAGAGAGAGAGAGAGAGAGAGAGAGAGAAAGAAAGAAAAAGAGAGAAAGAGAGAGAGAAAGAAAGAAAAAGAGAGAAAGAGAAGGGGGGGGCGGUAGGUAGGUGUAAUUCCAAGGUCUGGUUACAUUUCAAGAUUUUUUUUUAUGUGUGGAUUUACCCUGAUAGCAGGUCGAAAAUUACAAGUCUGGAAAGCUUAAGUUAAGCAAUAUGCUUAUAUCACUUUUACGGUCGUGGCCAUGGUAACUUUGCACAAGCAAAUCUACCUGGAAGAAAGUUAUGAUAAUAAAUCACAAGGAGAGACAAAAAAUACAUCUGUAAGAUAUUUUGUUUCAUCUUAGAUGAGAAGGAGGUGGCUUGGUUAUCGCUUGUCCGCAGAAAGUUGAAAACCCGAUAAGGCAAUGAAAAAUCUGCCGGCUACAACAGGUGGAUGUUGUGAGAGGGAAAUGUUAUUUCAAGAUAAUGAGCGGGACAGCUUCUGUUGAAGCCCAUAACUCAGAUAUAUUUACACUCCUUUAUUUGUCUACCAUGUUUAUUUAGUUUAGUCAUAUAAAAUGCAACGUGCUAAAUUUUUCCAGGAAAUAAUGUAAUAGACAAAAAACAGGUGCUCUAAAGCAGAAAGAAAGGCAUCAAAAAGAAGUAGAAGACUAACAAAGUUCAGACAAAUUUAUUUAAUAUUGGGUUUGUGUCAUCUAUUGCAGAUAAAAAUAAAAGUAAGGAGGCAAAUGAUUCCUUUUAAAUUCCUCAUUUUUCACAAGAUUCAUAAGACUAAACAUUUCUAAAUCUACUCUGCAGCCUCUAAAUUUUCUCAACAGAUUAACAGACCUCAAUAUUGCUAAUUUAUUAUUUUUUUGUGUUCUGCUUUGUUCAUAUUCUGCAUACUUCCUGUUUCUGUUGCUCAAGCAGAAAGAACUUUCAGUGUGUUCAGCAGAAUAGAUAAUUGCCUGAGAUCCACAAUGGGCAACUGAUCUAGGAACAUUAUGCAUUGAAUCAAGCCUUGUGCAGAUAUGCAUUGAAUCAAGCCUUGCGCAGACAUUGAAUUUUGAUUCUAUAAUUGAAACGUUAGUUUAUAUGAAAACACAAAAAUAAAAAUAAAAUUUAUGAUUAGUGAUUUUUAAGUUUGUCAGUAUUAAGUAUGUUGUAUUUUAAGUUGUUCAGUAUUGUGUUAAUUGAUAAGUUUUAAAAAUAAAUUAAUUGUCAUAUUUUUUUUGGAAUAUAUAAAGGGAUGAAAAUAAUGUUUCAUUGUGAGAGACAUUUAAAAACUUUUCUUUAAGUGCUGUUGAAAAUUACUUAGUAUUUUUCUCUAUAUACAGCAUUAUAUCUCUUAAAGGUUUCCAGUCUUUUGAUAUUUUUUUCUUUAUUAAAUAGGUAGUAUGAAGUUUUAACUAUUAAGUAAUAGGGAAAAAAUUAUUUGCCCCUGGGCUCUUAACUUCUCUUGACGGCCCUGAUUGUAUCACCUGUCUGUAUGUUCAUCCGUACAACUAUUGUGGCAUACUGGGCCAGAAUGGCUAACCAAAUCCCUCAUUACCACGACAGCAAAAAAAAACUUCUCUCAGGAUUUUGACCAAUGUGUGUAACUCUAGUCAUGGACUCUCCAUCCUUUAUGCAAGCUGAAUGACAUGCUUUAUAUAUUAAUGGAUUGUGUCAUAAAUGUCAUGUGUCUGCUUCUUACUGGACUCAGUAAAAAAUGGAAUGUGGCUGUUUGAUUGCAAACAGAAAGAUUGAGAGGUUUCGUUUUCUAUCUCGUACUUUUGCCACUAGUCCUAUCUAAUGGAACUUCUGUAUUUGCGUGCGAGACUUAAUACAACUACAGCUGUUUAAAUUGUUCAAUAUGUAAUUCUGUAUUUUUUUGAUUUGAUAGGUUUGGUUUCAAUUUCAAUGGUCUCAUUAAUCAUUAACUUGUUUCACAUUCAUAACAAAAUUGUGAUGCAGUAUAUGUUAUAUAUUUCAAAUACAGUUUUAAAGCAUUUAUAAAGUAUUUAAAAUAUUUUGUGCUAUUUUUUUUAUGCAGCUCUCAUAUACCUCAAAAGUAAUUGUAGUAAUAAUAGUCUAAAACCAAAUACAAAUAAUAUUUUAAGCCAUGAAUUUAUGGCUAACCGCAAUUUAAAAUAUUUAUUUCUCCAGUCAUUAUUUUUAAGUCAAAAAUAAAUCCAUAAAAAAUGCACACAUUUUUAUUUUAAAGGUUUACAUCAAAAUGGUAAAUGGGAAAUUGGUGAUUAUGUGAAUUUCAUAAGAUGCAAAAUACCAACAGAGAAUUUACGAAGUACAUCAUUUUUGUACAUAAAAUCAUGUCACAUGACCGUUUUGUAAAAUCUGCUGAUUUUAAGACUGCCUAAAUAAAGGAUUAAUCUGAAUUUGACCAAAAAUAACUUCAGAUGCAUGAUCAUCACAACAAACAAUUAGUUUAAACCUUUAUACAACUUGUGGUGUAAAGUGCUUCCUGAGCCUGGUUUGAAGUUGGGGCUGAACAACACUUUUGUAGUAAAUGAGAAAGUAUUUACGAUGGAACUCUAAGCAAGUGGAUUAUAUUUAGUUGAAUAUAAUUCUAAAACCAACGUGAAUUGCGUGGCUGUAACAAAGUUAUUUCAUUGAAAUAACUAGGGAUAGUAACACAUCACAAAAAUAUGUGGAAAAUAUGUUUUACUUCCAAUUAUUUCAAUGAAAUAAUUUUGUUACCGUACCAAAUUCCAGGUGGUUGCAGAACAACAUUCAAUUAAACAUAAUCCAGACACUAAGAGUUCCAUCACGCUUUCUCUAUUAUUUACACCAAAAAAAAAGUUGUUCAGCCCCAACUUCAAAGACAUAUACUAGACUUGGGCAGCAAUUAAGACCAUACGUCGUAAAGAUGUUUUCAACUUAUUUGAUCGUGAUGAACCUGUAGCCCAAUUUUGUCGACUUCACUCAGCCUGUAUAAGUGAAGUCAUGAAGCAACUGAUGGAUUUGUUGCAGUGUUGCUUUAUGGGACUUGUAGUACCUUUAUGUUGAUUUACUGGAUUCUUGGUUUCUUUGUUAGUUUGCUUGUGUUUUACAUCACACGGUUAUGCACAGAGGUCCAGGCGAUGGGACCACCAAGAUAAAACGGGCUUCGAACCACUUGAGUGCCGACUCGGAGCUCAUGAAUUUGAGUAACGCCUGGGUGUUGGGAUCGAACGCAUGACCCACAUCACAUGAUUGGAUUCUUGGUAGCCAGUUGCCACAUGUGAAAAAACUGUUAUAAUAAUCUCUUGCUUUCAGGCUAAUAGGAAAAUAGCAAAAUAACUAAAUCAGUUUGUCAACGUUAAUGCUGUAAACCAAACCCAUUGUUUUUUAUUUUACACAGUGAUGGGCAAAAUACCAAUUUUAUCGAACCUGAAUAUUGACUUUUAAUCCCAAAGAGCACCACGAAUAAACCCCUAAAAUCUAAAUCUAGAUCUCAAGGGUCAAAAAUAAACAUUUAAACAUUCAACCCUUUGAAUUUUUGUUCCACAAACUAAGUUUCCAGACUCGAUACUUAUUGGAAUUGUAUUUUUAUAAUUUUAUGUUAAAAGUACAUUAUCUUUGGUAACAGGAUAGGUUUGAAGGAAAAAACUGACUUAGUAAACUUCAGAAGUUAUGAGGACUGAAUUUUUUUGCUUUAUUUGCUCUGAUAAUUUUUCUUCAAAUAUUUUUUUUUCUCAAUAUCGAAUCCGUUGAAUACUGAGGAUUUUAUGUUAUUUGAGGAUUUGAUUGACCCAUACCUAAUUUCAUGCAUGUGUAACAGAAAAAUUAUGCAUACACCAUUUAAAAAAAUACAUUCUCUUCUGCCAUCCUUUCAUAAAAUAAAAAAACUAUUGAGGGAAUUUUCCUGCUUGUUUCCGUGUACAUUAGGCAUCUAUUUGCCGAGGUGGCGGGAAUUAACGGCACAACCAACCUUGACGUGAAUCACAGUUAACAGAAAUCAAAGGGGAAGUAAUUUGGAACCCACUUUGUUCUUCCAGGUCCGAGUGUCAGUAGCGUAACUGUAAACAUUACACCUAAUUUGAUUUUAAUGUUGAACAUGAAUGGCAAAACCAAUUCCAACAUAAUAAUGGUACAAUACAUACAAUUUUAUAUUCUGAGUAGCAGAGUGAAGUAUGAACAAGAGUUAAGUGCAACUAAAUAUUUUAGUUAUUUGUAGUCAAACUUUUGGCAAAACUUAGUGCUGUGAUAUACAGCUAUGCAAAUUUAGAUGGUAUAUGUGGACACAAUUCUUAUUUUGUGAAGGAAUAAAAAUUGUGAUCGAUUUUAUAUGCAGAAUGUCUGGUCCUCAUUGUAAAUAUAAAUACCUAAAGUAUGCCAGCUGAAAAUCAUCAAGUGCAUCCUCUGAUACACGUCAACUGUGUGUUAAUCAUUUUUAACUGGAAAUUUUGUACUACAUAUUAAUAUACCUACUAUUGCAAGUGUUGUAUGCUGGAAAAAGAUACCUUUCUACUAGAAAUGAAAGUUUAUAGUUGUACUGAAGUUAACAUGAACAGAGAUGGUAUGCUAAGUAAUUCUAUUUUUUGUUUUAUAGUUCUUAAAAAAAUAUUACAGGUGCUUUUCAGACUGUUGCUGUUCACCAAUUUCACAAUGAUAAAGGGGACUAUGAUAACUGCUUAUACCAUGUUCCACUGCAAAAUAAUCAUGAGUAUAUUAAUAUAAAUUAAAAAAUUCUCUUAAUAUUUUUAAUAAUAUACUUUCAGUACUAAGUUUUCAGAAUUGGAACUACAAAAUGUUUCUUUUAGUCAUUAUGAGAGAUGCCAAAAUAAUGUUUUUCAGUGUACAAAGAUGUCACAAAACAGUAUUGUAUGUCAAUCAUCUGAUGUGAUAUUUUGAUAAUUUCAGUGACUGCAAAUACAUUCAGGCAUACAAAGCAUCUGAGGGUUGAAAAAUAUGUUGUGGCCAUAGUACAUAUGUAUUACUGUCGCAUAAAAUCGGGUGAAAAUUCAAAUCCUUAUGGGAAAUAUUCACAGAUUUAGGUCAUGCUUAUAAACUACGCAAGAAAUGCAAUAACACAAGAAAUGCAGGAUGCAAAAUGUCCAACAACGUUAUUAAAUACCAGUUUAUAACUACACAAUGUGCAAAAAUGCAAUGCAAGCAUCAGUCUACUAUAAAAUUCUUGCGUUUCGGCAUGCAUUUAUGCCUUCCCUACUUGAAGUGAAGUGUUCCAAAAAGUUAAAGAUGUAGACAUGAUAUUAAUAGAAGGCAACAAUGUUGUUUUAUUUAUUUUUACAAUCUGUUUUUCAAUUGUUAAAAUUCGCACAGUAAAAGGAAAUCACCCUUAAAAAAAUAUUGACAAUUUCAUGUGUUUUCAUGAUAAAUAUGACUUAUCAAAAGAAACCCAGGGGAAGAACUUUUUUUCUCAACUGUUUUACAAUUUCAAGUUGUAGUUGGUGACAUCUUGUUUCUUGCGUGCUUUAUAAACUACCAUGAUUUACAUGUGUUGGUUGCACAUUGCGUUGUUCUUGCCUUGUUGUGACAUUGUUUUCCUUGCGUAGUUUAUAAUCCCGGCCUUACACAUCCAGUAAGAAAGAAACUGUAUAUGACUGUCUAAAGUCAAGUACACAUUCAUGUACUAAUGAACCUGCAUACUUCACUUGCCAUUGUGGUGCAAUAAUUCAGACGAUAAAGUUUAGGCCUCUAUAAAUGUUAUUAACAGCUAAACAUGUUAUUAACAUUUGUUGCAAUAAAUAAAUUUAACCCUAGCAAACAUUUUUCAAUGCAAAUACUAGUAAAAUUUUUUCGGUUCAAUGACACACGUGAAAAAGAUUAAUAUCUACUAAGUUUUUACCUUUCUUUCGUAAGUUAUGAUUGGUUUGUAUUCAUAUAUUUGUUGCCACUUUAUUAAAAACAUUUUUUAAUAUUUAUUUUUUAUUACACAUACUAAUUAUAGUAAUAUAAGGGGAGAAAAUUAUUUUACGAGUCUUUAAAUUACCAAAUUGUUCAAUCAAAUAAAACGUACAAAAUGCUUUUAGAAACGGUAACUUUUCUUCACCUCGAAGUACGUAAGAUGGACACAGAUUCGCUUAUCGCAUACUUCCCUUCCAGGUCGGACAACCCCCGUGACGUCACUUCGGGAGAAAAGUGCAUAUAAGAAUAUAUACUUCAGCCAAAUUUGGACACAGCUUUACUGUCUUUCCUUUCUGUGCAAAAUAUGUUUAAAAAAAGAGGGGGUUGUCUGUAAUGUCGGUUUACGGACGAUAAUUUUACGUGAUAACGUCAUAAGAAAACAUUGAUGAAAAAUUGCAUACAAACCACCUUCGUUUUUCACUUCACUAUAUAAACAUUUGACAAAACAGUUCACGUGUAGGUUGUGUGCUGCCGCUGUCUCUCUUCUACUCGGACGCAUCGGCCGAUGGAGUGGAAGAGAGAUGAGUCACAAAACGAUCGUGCCUCUCUAUCGCUUGUUCCGCGCUCUCGCUUGCACGCUCGGCUCAGGCGGAACGUGACAAUGAGUCAUGCUUUUUCGUGCGUGCAGCCGGCAUUCAUCGAUUUAUAAGACAUCACGUCAAAAAAUGCCACCUUUUCCCUGCAUAUGUGCCUUCUGCUUUUGACCAAAUGCUCAAGAUUUGUACUCCAGCUUUGAAACAAAUUCAUUCUCCGUCAUAACCAAGCUAAAGUAAUUUAUAUAUGCAGGCCAUGUUUCCUGAGGUAACAAUUUCAGGUUUUCUAAAAUAGAUUUUCUGAGAAUUGUUGCAUCUUGAAACCAUUGUUCCUUCAAGACAUUAAUUCUUUUAAACAUGUUCUGAAAUACUUUAACAAAUAAAUACCAUGUACAAACCUUUUGUACACUGAUUUUGGGUAUAUACAUGAAAAUAUGCAUGACCAUCUGUUUAAACAUACAUAAUCUAAAAAAAAAAGUAAAUAUAUUAUAGUUUUUGUAUUAAAAAUAUUCACAACUAAAAUCAACAGAUGUUUUUGUUUUGAAAAGUGAAGUCUUAAAUGAUAUGCAGUUAUGCAACUUAUAAUGUAGGAAGACAGAUCCUGUAAUCAUUAUUACAGAAAUAAUGUUAAAUUAUAUUUGCUCUGAAGUUUUUCCUAAUAUUUUCACAAGACCAUGUUUGUUGUGACACAUGUCUCAAUUACAUUAAAGUACCAUAAUUUAAUAGUUAUUUGAAACCACGUGGUUACAAUCCUGCUACAAAAUAGAACAGAAUCAGUGUACACACUUGUGUAGAAAUUGUGUUGUGAUUGUGACAUUUAAUGUAAAACUUUUACCUAAAUCAGAUUUAUAUUUUGGUUGUACGUAUACAUGUAUUUGUAUUGUGUAGAAUGACAAAUUAUAACGAAUAAAGAAUUGUAUUGAUGUUA